This is a messenger RNA of Colletotrichum godetiae, 340 nucleotides long. RefSeq lists its product as uncharacterized. The record is from RefSeq and is a predicted model, not a curated record. The transcript has 2 exons. Bases 34 to 294 code for a protein of 86 amino acids. NCBI's taxonomy places the organism in Eukaryota, Fungi, Ascomycota, Sordariomycetes, Glomerellales, Glomerellaceae.
CCGCUAAACACAACUGCUGAGUCGAAGCCCACAAUGAAGAUCACCGCCGUCAUCUGUCUUGUUGCAGGCUAUGUCAGCCUCGCUGCCGCUGCCGGUUGCCAGGUCGAGCUCCUCAACAUCAACCAAGCAGUCGUAGGCACAGGUUGCGUGGAAAUGAACUACUACGCCAACAUCUACGAUUCUACCAAACGCGCAGGCUACACCGUCAAUGCUAAUAGCAACUGUGGUCUUAGCUUCGGCAACAUUCAAGUUAUCCCUGAUGGUUAUUCUUUGCGACAAGCGGGCUACUGUUAAGUGGGACAUACUGCUGGUAUUGAUCUUGAUUAUCCUCAUAGAGAAG